This is a messenger RNA of Protopterus annectens (West African lungfish), 1015 nucleotides long. RefSeq names its product dynein light chain Tctex-type 1-like. The transcript has 5 exons. The coding region runs from base 1 to 516 and encodes 171 amino acids. The record is from RefSeq and is a predicted model, not a curated record. Gene Ontology annotation, cellular component: cytoplasmic dynein complex; cytoplasm. Lineage: Eukaryota; Metazoa; Chordata; Ceratodontiformes; Protopteridae. Gene Ontology annotation, molecular function: dynein intermediate chain binding. Gene Ontology annotation, biological process: microtubule-based movement.
AUGGUCCUUCUCAGUUCUGGGUUCCCUUCCCUCUUUGUGGGGGCCAGCCUUCCAGAUUAUGGAAAGGGCCUUGCCUAUUGUGGUCAUUCAGUUGGUUCCUUCCCUGUCAGAGCAGUUCCCAAUCCUUCCUCUCAGCCAGAGCUUCCUCCAAUCUCAACGCCUGCACAGCAAGUGCCAAAGCCACAGGAGACACCUAUUCAGGCUGUAUUUGUGGUUGAGGAUGUGAGCACCAUCAUAAAAGAAGCAGUGGAAAGCACUAUUGGUGGAAAUGCAUACCAGCACAAUAGGGUGAAUCAGUGGACAUCCAGUGUGGUUGAAACCUGCUUAAAUCAGCUGACUAAACUUGGCAAACCAUUCAAAUACAUUGUCACCUGUGUUAUCAUGCAAAAGAAUGGGGCUGGACUGCACACAGCAAGUUCUUGCUUUUGGGAUAAUGCAGUAGAUGGAAGCUGCACAGUCAGAUGGGAGAACAAAACUAUGUACUGCAUUGUGAGCGUCUUUGGCCUUGGUGUGUAGAAACAGAGUAAUAACCCUCUGCAGACAGAACUGAGAAGAACAGUCUAUUGAUAGAGUUGGAAGGAAUUUAACUUCAUGUGUAAUACUCCUAAUUAACAGUUUUAUUUUUAUUUUUGAUAAAAAAUAAAUAAUAAACAAUUGUGCAUAAGUUAAAGGUGCUCCUUUUCCUCAAGUGUUUUAUACUAGUGUACUCUGUAUUUAAUUACUUAUCCAGCACUAAAUUAGGUGGGUUCUAGUGACUUCAAAUGAUUGCAUUUUAAAAUGGUAUGUUUCUAAUAUAUGCUCAAAGAUUAUGGCACGUCCAACAUUAUUUAUAAACUUCACAAAGUUUCAGUUUUACUUUAAUGACUUCUAGACAGAAGUCUGUUAGCAAAUUUGUCUUUGUGGUAGUCAAACAACACUUGAGGAUUUUCAGUUUGCGUGCUUGUUUUGAAGUUUCACAUAAAGCUGGUUAUGUUUCUCACUGUAGAAACUUUAAUAAAAUCAUUAUUGUAAUAUA